UUACAACACAUUGCCACUACGGUAUUUCAACCCGGUUCACAGUUGUAUAACACCGACCUUUCAAUAAUAAGUUAGUGAAUUGAUCAUAAUCGGGAUCUACGUUGAAAACAGCAAUCUAAUGCUUAUUGAGGUUAGGGUUGUACUGCUUUUCCUCCCAGGCAAUAUGUUGCGGUAGGCCGUCUACAAAGGAUACGACUGUAUUCAACACGUUUGAUUAAAAAAAACGGUGUAUGAUGUCGCCACCUGGUCGUUUUGCCGUGAAGCGCGGCGUCCUUCAUCAAACGGCCCCCUCCACGGUGGUAAACGAUCAGCGGUAAGCGGCGAACGGCCGUAGGACAUCAGUUGUGCUUUCGUACCGUUCCAGUGAUCACGACGUCUCGCUGCUCCUGACAGAAUGGAGCAGAGAAAAGUGUGGCUGUCAGACCCUUUGGAAGGGUUUGUCCUGGGCCAAAUCGUAGACAUAGGAAUGGAUGAAGUAACAGUACAGCCGCUGGACAAGAAAGGACCCAAGGUGACAACAAGCCUUGAUAGACUCUACCUCGUAGAAGAGCACGACAAUCGUGAUUUCGAUGAUAACUGCUCCUUGAUGAAUUUAAAUGAAGCUUCUCUCUUAAACAAUAUAAGAAAUCGCUAUAAGAAAGAUAAAAUAUAUACUUAUGUCGCGAACAUCCUAAUAGCUGUAAAUCCUUAUUUUGAGAUCAAGGAUUUUUAUUCCUCAAAAGUUAUUAAACAGUACCAGGGUAAAUCACUUGGACAAAUGCCACCUCAUGUCUUUGCUAUUGCUGAUAAAUCUUUUCGAGAUAUGAAAGUUUUAAAGCAGUCGCAAUCCAUAAUUGUUUCUGGUGAAAGUGGCGCUGGAAAAACUGAAUCGACCAAAUAUCUUUUGAGAUAUCUUUGUGAUCUCUGGGGCACAGCUGCAGGACCAAUUGAACAAAAAAUCCUUGAUGCAAACCCAGUCCUUGAAGCAUUUGGAAAUGCUAAAACUACACGGAACAACAAUUCAUCUAGAUUUGGGAAAUUUAUGGAAGUCCAUUUUGAUACAAAAUGCACUGUGGUUGGUGGCUAUAUUUCACAUUAUUUGCUCGAAAAGUCAAGGAUCGUAAUGCAAAGCCCAGAAGAGAGAAAUUAUCACGUGUUCUAUCUCUUAUGCGCAGGUGCUCCAGAGAGCAUUAGGCACAAAUUAAAAUUGACCAAACCGGACGAUUUUCAUUAUUUGAAAAAUGGGUGUACUCAAUAUUUUACCAACAACAAUACAGAAAGUAAAUUGAAUAAUACUCAAAAGAGUGCGUCUCAUGCCAGACAAGGUGGACUUAGAGAUCCGAUGCUUGACGAUGUUGAAGAUUUUGCAAAUAUGGAUAAAGCUUUAAACAGACUUGGCCUUGCAGAAGAUGAAAGGCUUGAAAUUUAUGCAAUGGUUGCUGCUGUCUUACAUCUGGGAAAUGUAGCUUUUGAGGAAAACGUUGAAAGUACUAAAGGAGGUUCUCAGGUGACUGCCAACUCUGAGGCAAGUCUCAUUAUGGCAUCGUCACUUUUGUUUGUCGACAAGGAAGAACUGAGACAAGCUCUCGUUAAUAAAGUGAUGAUGACUAACCGAGGUGGACCAAAGGGGACUGUCAUAAUGGUUCCUUUGAAAGUCUAUGAAGCGAAUAAUGCAAGGGAUGCAUUAGCAAAAGCAUUGUACAGCAAACUGUUUGACUAUAUUGUAUACAGGAUUAACAAAAGUAUACCUUUUCAAGCAUCAAGUUACUAUAUUGGUGUUCUUGAUAUUGCUGGCUUUGAAUACUUUACCGUAAACAGCUUUGAACAAUUCUGCAUCAACUACUGUAAUGAAAAGCUACAGCAGUUCUUUAACGAGCGCAUAUUGAAAGAUGAACAAGAGCUUUAUCAAAAAGAAGGACUACAAGUUAAAAAAAUCAAUUUUAUCGACAAUCAAGACUGUAUAGAUUUAAUUGAAGGUAAAAACGGGGGUUUAUUUAAUUUACUUGAUGAAGAGUCAAAACUGCCGAAACCCAGUGCGGAGCAUUUUACAUCUGAGGUUCACAGACGGUGGAAUUCCCAUUUCAGGCUUGCUCUCCCGAGGACUUCUAAACUAAAAGCACAUCGGGAAAUCAGGGACUCUGAAGGAUUCCUUGUACGGCAUUUUGCUGGAGCAGUUUGCUAUGACACUAGUAAAUUUAUUGAGAAGAAUAAUGAUGCCCUUCACUCAUCAUUGGAAGGUCUUGUACAAGAAAGCAAGAAUCCAUUUUUAUCAACAAUGUUCACAAAUUUUAAUAAUACAAAUAACCAAAAGGGAAAACUGACCUUCAUUAGUGUUGGAUCAAAAUUCCAGACACAGCUUGCUGAACUAAUGGAUAAGUUGAAGAGUACAGGAACCAGCUUUGUCCGCUGUAUAAAACCGAAUCAAAAAAUGAUCGACCAUCAGUUUGAAGGUGGAUCAAUUUUAUCCCAGCUUCAGUGUUCAGGGAUGACCAGCGUUCUGCAACUAAUGCAGCAAGGGUUCCCCUCAAGAACCCAGUUCUCUGAUCUUUACCAGAUGUACUCAUCCUUCUUGCCCCCUCAAUUGGCAAGACUUGAUCCCAGGCUGUUUUGCAAAGCUUUGUUCUAUGCGCUUGGCAUGAAUGACAAUGAAUUUAAAUUUGGUGUUUCCAAAGUCUUCUUCAGGCCUGGGAAGUUUGCGGAAUUUGAUUCUAUAAUGAGAUCUGAUCCUGAAAAUGUAGCUGUGAUGGUAGGAAAAGUUAAAAAAUGGCUGCUUGCCAAUAGAUGGAAGAAAGCACAAUGGUGCAGUUUAGCUGUGAUAAAAUUGGAUAAGAAGAUCAAAUAUAGGAACCAGUGUAGAAUAAUUAUGCAAAAAACAGUCAGAAUGUAUUUAGCAAAGAAGCAACACCGCCCAAGAUACAGAGGCAUAGCGAAGAUCAACAAUUUGCAAUCCAUAAUAGGUAGAAUGGAAAUAGUAAUUGGCCAAUUAAAAAGAGACAAAGACUCCAGCAUCAGCGAAAUGAAAAAUCUCCAAAAUGAAAUGAGAGAUGUCAUUAUAAAAAUUAAGGCAAAUCCAAAAAUAAAACCAGAAGAAAUAAAUGUAUUGCAUACAACGCUAAUGAACAAGGCAAACAAGGAGUUGGCCAAUUUACAAAAGAAAUUGGAGUCACAAAAAGAUGAAGAGGAGAAAGAGAGAUUGAGGAGAAUUCAAGAAGAAAUGAUGAAGGAAAAGAUGAGGAGAGAGGAAGAGGAAAAGCAAAAGAACUUAGAAGAAGAAGAAAAGAAGCUUAAACUUGAAAUGGAAAAAAGAAGAAAGCAAGAGGAAGAUCAACUUAAAAGGCAACAAGAGCUUGAAAAUGCUACAAAACUCAAUCAGUACCAACUGGAAGUACAAGUCCAAGAAGAGAUAAGAAAAAGGGGCCUGUUGGAACAAGAGCGCAGAGAUCAUGAAUUGGCUCUGCGACUAGCGCAGGAAAGUGAUAGUCAAGUUGACGAUAUAAUCUCUCCAAUGGAUAGGUUUUCCGGCGCACGGAUGAUGAAUUCCACCUCUAAUAAUAAACUAAACAGGCCUGAACACAUCAAAAGUCAAAUUAAUAACAAUAACUCUAAAUAUGAUCUUUCCAAGUGGAAAUAUUCAGAACUCAGGGACACAAUCAAUACAUCUUGUGAUAUUGAUUUGUUAGAGGCAUGUAGGGUAGAAUUUCAUCGACGGUUGAAAAUCUAUCAUGCCUGGAAAGCUAAAAACAGACAUCGCUCCAUCAUGAAUGAAAAUGAGAGGGCACCUCGAUCAAUAAUGGAUGCAGCUAACAACUCUCCGAAAAAUUUGGCUAAGAACACCAUAGACAACAACAGCCAACGUUUCUUCCGGAUCCCAUUUAUUCGCCCAACAGGCCUCAGUAACGGCCACUCGGAUAAUCUGAUGGACAAUUCGAACAAACGAGGAUGGUGGUAUGCUCAUUUCGAUGGCCAGUAUGUGGCGAGGCAAAUGGAACUCCACCCUGACAAACCGGCAAUACUGCUUACUGCUGGGAUUGAUGACAUGCAGAUGUGUGAAUUGAGCCUGGAAGAGACAGGGUUAACUCGUAAAAGAGGUGCAGAGAUUCUUGAGCGUGAUUUCACUAGAGAAUGGGAGAAACACGGAGGGAAACCUUACACCAAAGCUUCGGAUAGGAUUAAGUAGAUAUUUAGAAAUCUUCUUAACAAAUUACAAAGCAACAUUUGCACCACCUUUAAUGUACAAUGUAAAUAGUUACUCUAGUCUUGCUAUUAAGAAAACAAAAAUCCAUGAGUGAUUUGAUUUACUUAAACAAAUUCAAUCAUUUUGUUACUAUUUAUAAAAUUUAAAAACUGAAAACUAUUUAAAAAGAAAAUUUAAAAACAUGUUACAUUUAAUUUUAGCAAAACUAUUUUAAAUAAAUUAAUUUCCUAAUGAAUAUCAUAAAUUUGUGUGAUAAUAGGAUAUAUUUUCAUAUAAAAUUACAAUUUAUAUUUAUUUUUUGAAUGUGUGCAACAUGUUAAUAUUUCAAAUUUAAUUACAUAGAAAAUUUUAUUUUUUGAUAAUAAUACACAUUUUGAAUUUGUUUCAAUUUUUAAUAAAUACAGAAACAAAAUAAUUAUUAUUACCAUAUCUAAAUCACCGAUAGGUGUUAUUAUUAUUGUAAAAAAAUCCACUUUAGGUACUUAGGUACAUAAUUUAAUAAAAAAUAAAAACUAAUGGUGUGUGAAAUAUAUAUAAAAUGUUUUGCAAUUGUAAGCUAUUUUUAUAAACCCAAGGGUAAAUUUUCCUCAAAUCAACAUUAGGUGUAAAAUUAAUACAAUACAAUACUUGUAACUAUUAUUACAAUUUUAAUACAAUUUUGUAUUUCUGUACGAAGAUGAAAGAUUUAAAUAAAAUCAAAUCUGAAUGGUUGUGAUCUAUGAAAUUCAACAUUCCAAGUGAAAAUCGACAGUAAUACAAACACAUUUAAAUAUAAUUGUUAUAUUUUUAUAAUCUGCUUCAACUAAUGUCUGGAUUCAUAAGAAUUCACUUUAGUUUUUUGUUUAAAUCACUAAAUAUUUAAUAAAAAAAUAAAUUAACUGGCAUAA
Cimex lectularius (bed bug) is the source of this 5061-nucleotide messenger RNA. RefSeq names its product myosin heavy chain 95F (gene jar). Gene Ontology annotation, molecular function: ATP binding; microfilament motor activity; actin filament binding. Gene Ontology annotation, biological process: endocytosis; vesicle transport along actin filament; actin filament organization. Gene Ontology annotation, cellular component: actin cytoskeleton; myosin complex; endocytic vesicle. Lineage: Eukaryota; Metazoa; Arthropoda; Insecta; Hemiptera; Cimicidae. The transcript is spliced from 25 exons. The record is from RefSeq and is a predicted model, not a curated record. Bases 395 to 4156 code for a protein of 1253 amino acids.